Cuscuta campestris is the source of this 1959-nucleotide messenger RNA. NCBI's taxonomy places the organism in Eukaryota, Viridiplantae, Streptophyta, Magnoliopsida, Solanales, Convolvulaceae. The record is from the annotation of a GenBank genome assembly.
GAGUUUUCUUACAUGUGUAGUAAAUAGAUUGGAGUGUGGCAGUUUGGUUGCAUUUAAAACUUCCAUCUGCCACCUUUCAUUAUUUUAUUUUUCUAUUACUAAUACUACGUAGUUUUUUUAUAUAUGAACUCUAGAAAAGCUACACACUCACACACAUUGAAGCUCAAUCAUAGCAAUCAAAAGAAAGAAAAUGCUUCCCAAGGAGACUAAGUUUCCCAACCCCCUGAAUCAAAGAUAUGUGAAACUAGUUUCCCGUUGUUUUGGGAGCUACAUCCUCAUAUUCAUAAUCCUUGUACCCACGCUACUCCCGGUCUUCAAGCAAGCCAUACAUCGGAUUGGCUCUUAUCAUGACCUCCUCAAGCAAUUCCCCUUCGCCGCUUCUUUCCCACUUGCCAUCCCCGCACUUCUCCUACUAGUCUAUGCCGCCGCUCUGUACGUAAUGUCCCGCCCUUGCAGCGUCUACCUGGUCGACUACGCAUGUUUCAAGCCACCGUCCAUGUACCGGGUCCCUUUCUCCCGUGCAUCUGAGCACGGGACACUCAUGAUGCCCGACAACCCCAAGGGCAUGCGCUUCACGAUGAAAAUCUUUGAGCGCUCCGGCCUCGGGGAGGAGACUUGUCUUCCCCCUGCGAUGCACUACAUCCCACCUGCUAUCACGAUGGACGUUGCUAGGGAAGAGGCGAAGAUGGUGAUUUUCCCCGCAAUGGACGACCUUCUAGCUAAGACUCAGCUCAACCCUAAAGACAUCGACAUCCUCAUCGUCAACUGCAGCUUGUUUUCCCCAACCCCUUCCAUGUCAACCAUGCUGGUCAAUAAAUACAAGCUGAGGUGUAACGUCAAGACGUUCCACCUCUCCGGUAUGGGCUGCAGCGCCGGGCUCAUAUCCUUAGAUUUAGCCCGGGACUUGCUCGAGACGUACCCCAACUCGAAUGCAGUCGUCGUCAGCACGGAGAUUCUGUCCCCCAACUCAUACACAGGGAAGGAGAGAUCGAUGCUCCUCCCGAACUGCUUGUUCAGAAUGGGAGGAGCGGCGGUCCUGUUGUCGAACAAGAGGUCGGACCGUGGGAGAGCCAAGUACAGGCUCAUGCACGUGGUCCGGACGCAUAUGGGACACAAGGACGACUCCUACAAAUGCGUGUUCCAGCAAGAGGAUCCGGAAGGGAUCAUCGGGAUAAACUUGUGCAUAAACCUCAUGGAAGUGGCGGGAGAGGCAUUGAAGUCGAAUAUAACCACCAUCGGGCCCCUUGUUCUCCCGGCGUCGGAGCAGAUCAUGUUCGUCAUCUCUUUCAUCGCCCGCAAGCUGUACAGGUCAUCAUCAACAAAAGCAUCGAAGCCGUACGUGCCGGACUUCAAGAAGGCGUUCGAGCACUUCUGCAUCCACGCGGGGGGGCGGGCGGUCAUAGACGAGCUCCAGAAGAGACUGAGCCUGUCGGGGGAGGACGUGGAGGCGUCGAGGAUGACGCUGCACAGGUUCGGGAACACGUCAUCUUCGUCGCUGUGGUACGAGAUGAGCUACAUUGAGGCGAAGGGGAGGAUGAAGAGAGGGGACAGGGUGUGGCAGAUUGGGUUCGGGAGUGGGUUCAAGUGUAACAGCGCCGUCUGGAAGUGCAACAGGACCAUUAACUCCCCCCUGCCCGACAGUCCCUGGGCCGACUCCAUUCAUCAAUACCCUGUUUUCAUUCCUGAAGUCGUCAAGCUCUAAUUUUCCCCCUUAAUUAUUCAAACCUCUCAUCUUUCUUCCUCGUCCCCUAAAUUAAAUAAGUGAAACACGCCUCCGGGAUUUAUAUUUAUAUAUUUACACAUAUAUAUGUGUGGUUUAAUUAACGUAAUUAGUAGUUACCUUAGGUUUUUUUUCCUUUCUAAAAUAGACGGAGUAUUUGAAAUCUGUUCGCGUUUUGUAUUGGUUCCAAUCAGUGCAUACCAGCUGCUUUCCUCUUCAACAUUGUAUUCUACUGGGUA